UCUUUGUAAUCCCUAGCCAUCGGAAGGGUACCAUGUGCCACGCAAAAGUUACUGGGCCCGUGUACGUUUCCGGCGUCCGUUGUUCCUCGAGCGUGACAUUUCUCUGGGGCUAUGCCCAACGGCGGUAACCGCUGAGUGGCGGUACUACAGCUGGGCGACCAGAGCAAGAGCAACCGUCUUUGUCAGACUUAUAUUUCCCGUUCAAAGAAAGCUCGGUUUCUCUUUCUAAGUAGCGCGUGUGCGCAAGAGGCUCCCGGUGUAUUGUGGGGCUUAGAGUUGAUCGCUCAUGCGUCGCUAGCCUUCGUUUGCAGGCAGCCAGACUGUGCCCAAGAAAACAUGGGAUGUCUUCAGCAUUAAAUAACUCAAUAGAGCAACCGUCACAGGCCAUUCAGUUUCCUCGCCAACUUCGUGAGAGGAAAGAGUGUGCGUGUGACGUUUACUGUUUUUAAAGUCACAUUCAUGUUCCUCACCUGUCAGCGCAUUUCCUCACACCAGAACAUCCGUCGUCAUUCGGCACCUACACCGUCCGCAUUUCCUCUGCUAGCCUUCCUUCCCUGAAUUUCUCUUGAAUUCCAUAUUGCCUUGAAACACACACCAAGGGGAUGUGUGGCACAUCUUUCAUUCUGUAGCCUGGCCUGCAGCAGCAACCUCGUUUUUGUGUGGGUGGCUGUGUGUCGCAUCAGCAGUCUCUUCUCUUUUCCUGUCUUGGGUUUUUUCUCUGUUCCACCUUCCUCUCUUCACCGCCUUCAUGAAGUGGUUUCGUUCUCGAUCCGAGCAGUUCUUGCCUGUCCCCUUCGUUUCGUUCUGUUUUGAUGCCUCCCGCAUCCUCUGCCCGCCUCUCUCUCCCCCAUGCUGCUAAGCCGUUCCUGUUUUUCUCCGCAUAUUCUCCGACAUGAAAAUGAGUGAGACGAAAGGAACACAAGGAUGCCAUCCAGGCUCUGUCUACCGUGUCGGCGUGCAGUCCGACGCAGAUCCGGACUAUCACAUGAACUGCCUGCUCCGCCGGCAACAAGCCUUCGCGCCUCCUCAGUUCGAACCUGGAGCAGAGACAAUCGAGAGACUGCGAGACACGCAUGUCCUCGUCGUAGGUGCAGGAGGCCUAGGCUGUGAAGUGCUCAAGUGUCUCUGUCUGUCGGGCUUUCGACGGCUCGACGUCAUCGACAUGGACACCAUUCAUGUGACGAAUCUGCAUAGACAAUUCCUUUUUCGGGAGAAACACGUAGGCCGACCGAAGGCUCAGGUCGCUGCAGAGGCACUGAAUGCUCAGUACGCCCACCUCCGCGUGCAUGUCACCGGGCAUGUGGGAAGGCUCGAGGAGAAGGACGAGGCUUUCUAUCGACAGUUUCAAAUCAUCGUCGCCGGCCUCGACAGCGUCGAAGCUCGCCGGUGGCUCAACGCGACGGUUCACAGCUUGGCUGAGACAGAUCAAAACGGAGACGUGGAGCUGCAGUCAUGCAUUCCGCUGCUCGAUGGAGGCAGCGAAGGUCUCAAAGGGCAAGCCAGGUGCAUUUUUCCUUUCGUCACUUCUUGCUUCGAGUGUUCUCUCCAGAGCUUUCCUCCACAGACCUCCUACCCUCUCUGUACGCUGGCGGAGACGCCGCGGCUGCCGGAACAUUGCAUAGAGUAUGCCAUGAUCGUUCUGUGGACGCAGCAGUUCCCCGACCGCGAAUUUGAUGGAGACAAUCCUGAACAUCUGCAGUGGCUCUACGAGCGAGCGAAGCAGCGAGCUGAGACCUUUGGAAUUCAGGGCGUCACGUACCGUCUGACGUUGGGGGUCACCAAACGCAUUAUUCCUGCCGUCGCUAGCACCAAUGCGAUCAUCGCCGCCAUGCUGGUCGAAGAGGCACUGAAGAUUGCGACGUUCUGCGUCUGCAGCUCUCAUGACGCUCGGAUCGCUGGCAUUGAUACUCACUCUUCGUCCGCUCCUCCCUCUUCUUCUCCUUCCUCCUCUUCUUCUUCCGCGCAUGCUUCUACCUCUGGAUGGAGCUCCGAAAGGAAAAAACCCGACAGUCCUUUUCAUGGCGACAGGGGGCAUAUCACACCUCUGCCUUCCCCGUCUGCUUCCUCGGUCUCCUGCGACGACGCUUCCUCCGCGUCUCUGAGUCAUGACAGAGACGAAGAACCGCCACAGGAAGGACAGAAACGCCUGCGCGGACGCGGCGCUGCUGCGAACGCCGAAGGAACGGAAGAAGCGCCUGGAGAGACAAGACGAGAGGAAAGCAGCGAAGGCCCUCCAAGUGAACUCUCCGGAGUCCAGAACUACAUCAUGUACAUGGGCGAGACAGGCGUCUACACGCAUACCUUUGAAUAUGCGAAAAACCCAGACUGCGUUGUCUGCAGUGGAAGAGGCGCGAUGAAGAAAGUUGUCGAUCCCGACGAAACCUCCCUGCAGGAUUUGCUUGAGCUGCUCUCACAGGAUCCGGCCCUCAACCUGAAAGGUCCCGGAAUUUCCAGUGCAACGGCUGUGCUCUUCCUGCAAAAGCCUCCCCAGCUUCGCCAGCAGUUGGAGACGAAUUUGCGCAAGAGUCUACGAGAACUCGCCGACUCAGGAAUGUUGAAAGAAGGCGAAGAACUUCUCGUCACAGACGUCGCGCUGCCUUCCACCCUGCGUCUGCGGCUCUUCUUCGAGAAGCCUGCGUCGGUCUGAUCGUUUUCUUCCGCGGAAAAAGCGACUCCUCUCGCGAGAGAACCUCGCUCUUGUUGGCCGCGCAAGCGUGAGGACCUGGCGACGCACAGGCGCGUCUGGUGCGAUCCCUCCUCUGCACUCUUCCAGAUUCACCCGCCUCUGCUGCGACGGUAGACUGGGUGCGCAUGCCCCUCCGGAACAACACAGACGACCGAGAGUGAACUUCGAUGCCUCCAAGGCGGAGCUACGUCGUUUACGGAGGGAACCUCCUUGGCUUCUCUGGAGACGGCGAGGAGGUCUGUGCCUGCAGCUUUCUGGGUGCAGACCUAGGGGAAGCAUUGCGAUCACUUUUUAGAGUAGACGCCUUGUUCAGUAUUUCGCAGACGUCUUCUCUGUGAACAAAGCGAAGUCUGAAGUUUCGUUCAGACCUGGCAGUGCGGCAGAAAUCGAGAACUUCGCGCGCGGUUGGAGCUCGACGUUGCGGACGGCAAAGGAUCACGGCUUGGUCCUUGCGUUUUUCCGGUGAAGACGAAACUUAGAGUCGUCCCAAGAACCUCGAGGCGACGGGCAGACAGAAGAGAGAAGAUCGACUGGAGACUCAGUGGGUGGACUCCGGCGUCGCUUCCUUGAGGAAGAGUUCCGUCAAGCCUGCGAGAAAACGAGGGGAGAAAAAGUUUGCAGAAAACAAACGAGACGUGUGAUGGCAGGGGCGCCUUUUCGAAGGCGAAACGUUCAGAAACAAGCAUGGGAUCCUGCGCAAGCCAGUGGAGAUAUAUCGGCGCGUCUGCGUCGUGCAGCUUCGAAAACAAAGUCGACUUCCGCGUGAGGAAGAGGCGAUUUCGCUUUUCCUGUUUCGCAGGAACGCAUUGGUCGGGACAAUGUGUAGACAAACUCUCGUUCGUGUCUGUUUUCUAGCGUCAAUCGCGGCGGAAAGCGGGUGUUCUGCGUAUCCUGUGGGCGCGUCGUUGGAAAGAACUUAGGUCCGGCAACCACACAAGCUACGCCAGCAUCGCUUUUGUGGCGGGAGGAAGGCAACGCGUUAAGCAACAAGUUUAUGUCUUGUGGAUGGUUUCGUUUACCAGCUCGAACACGGUGAGUGGAGGAGCGCGGUGGCCUCUGCAAGUUCUUGAACUUCGUCAGUCGCAGUUGCCAAGACUUCUCUCUGACGGUGUGAAGCUCCUCAGUCUUCCCCCGCAGACGGCCUCCAACUCUCCUUUGCACAUUUCACUUUCGAUUCAGGAAUCCUUUGUUCCUGGACUUCGAUCGAUACUCCUUAGUAGUGGGGAGUCGAUUGUAUCGUAGAAACCUAGAAAGGCCUCUUUGAUCUCGACAGCGCGAGACGCUUGGACUCUGCCGAGCUAGCAGAGCCGUCAGACUCGCGACAGACGAGUAAAAGUCGUGGAGUUCGAUACACACGGCGUACGUUUUGUUGGACUCGGUCUAAACCGCGAAGUUGUUCUCUACACUGAGACGACCAUCACCUUCUGCAUGCAAACCUGCAAGUCCUUGAUUUCGACGGAGACGCCUCAACGGCGAAGUUCGACUUCAGACGACAUGCCAGGCGUUCCCAACCUCGGCGUCUUCCUUUGUUGGAACUCGUCACACCGCCCAGUGGCGCGUAGCGCAUGUUCUGCAAGCGACUCCGCGAAGAAAUUGUACCUCUGGAACACGGCAGAGGGUCGCGUACACUCGAGUCUUCAUGCAGCUCUUUACGACUGAGCGCUCGAGCUUUUGUCACUGGAAGUGGAGCCAGCGGAGUGCCCUGGAUCAACGCAUCAAAUGUCGUCUGGAUAGCCUGGGAUGCUUCGUUUUAUUCUGUUUUUUCGAAGGGAACGAAACCGACUGAAACCGGCGUCUAUAGUCUAUGAGGAAGAAGAAGCCUGACAACGCUCUCCCGCUCUAGUCCAGAGAUCUCAGUACCCUUUUGGUCUGAAGACGACAGAGAAACGACACUGGAAAACACAGCC
This is a messenger RNA of Toxoplasma gondii ME49, 4593 nucleotides long. Its product is annotated as NEDD8-activating enzyme E1 catalytic subunit. Bases 893 to 2647 code for a protein of 584 amino acids. Gene Ontology annotation, cellular component: cytoplasm; nucleus. Gene Ontology annotation, molecular function: NEDD8 activating enzyme activity. The record is from RefSeq and is a predicted model, not a curated record. NCBI's taxonomy places the organism in Eukaryota, Apicomplexa, Conoidasida, Eucoccidiorida, Sarcocystidae. Gene Ontology annotation, biological process: protein neddylation. The transcript is spliced from 12 exons.